UCCCAGCUGCUUUUUCCGUAGCGGACCCUCUCACGCAGUUCUUCAGCAAUCCUCCUACCAUUCUUUACCCUCCUUCUUUGACCUUCCUAUUAGUACUUCAUUCAUUUCUAUAUCUGCCUCCCCCCUCCCCUUCCCUCUGUCUCUCCACUUCUCUCUCUCUCUCUCUCUCUCUCUCUCUCUCUCUCUCUCUCUCUCUCUCUCCGCCUCUUGUUGGCCUUUGAUUUGCUUGCUGUUUGGGGAGUUCGGAGAGAUGAAGAAAGUUGUAGUGAAACUAGACUUGCAUGAUGACAAAGACAAACAGAAGGCUCUCAAGACUGUCUCCACCCUUCCAGGAAUCGAUUCCAUUUCAAUGGACAUGAAGGAGAAGAAACUGACGGUGGUUGGGGCAGUCGACCCUGUCAACGUUGUGAGCAAACUCAGGAAAUUCUGGCCGACCGAUAUGUUCUCAGUAGGCCCAGCGAAGGAGCCUGAGAAGGAGAAGAAAGAAGAGCCGAAGAAGGAGGAACCCAAGAAGGAGGAGCCGAAGAAGGAGGAGCCCAAGAAAGAGGAACCCAAGAAGGAGGAGCCCAAGAAAGAGGAACCCAAGAAGGAGGAGCCCAAGAAAGAGGAACCCAAGAAGGAUCCCCACGAGCAGAUGAUGACCGAGCUCAUCAAUGCCUACAAAUCUUACCAUCCUCAACUCACCACACAUUACUAUGUCCACAGUGCAGAGGAGAAUCCAAAUUCUUGUUCCAUCUUGUAAGUGAUUACGUGGAAACAGGGAAGGUUUUAUUUAAGUCUUACAAGAAAUAAUUUGAGCCUUCCCAACCAGCUGCGGAAUUAAAGAAGUGACUCUGCAUAGAUGGUGGGUGGUUGCUUCAAGAUUUCCCGUUUCUGUUAGAAGGUAUGUUUCAUGGUGAACGAAUAAGUUCUAUGGGUUGCUUGAGCUUUCGAUGUCUAGGAAAUAUGUACAGAAUAUUUAAAUAAACUUCUGUAUCUGGUUUCUGAGUAUAUAUGUCUGUAAGAAGCGGCCUUAAGAAACUUUUGAUUUCUUAUUCUACAUGGUUUCUCACUUUUGGAAUUGCAUCUUUCACUGAAAUAAAUGGGAAUAUAAAGCUAUGGCAGGAGUUUUAAA
Molecule: messenger RNA, 1114 nt
Organism: Phoenix dactylifera (date palm)
Lineage: Eukaryota; Viridiplantae; Streptophyta; Magnoliopsida; Arecales; Arecaceae
Product: heavy metal-associated isoprenylated plant protein 39
Molecular function (GO): metal ion binding
Source: RefSeq, a predicted model, not a curated record